AUGUUUUCACGCCCUGGCCGUUCUAUUGCAAUCUUUGCAGCCUUUUCGUUUGCCGUUCUGGCUUUUGUUUUUGUUCUCCUGGGCAUCACUUCGAACAAAUGGGCUCAGAGAGAUCAUUACGACAGUUCAGUGCCGGAGGAUUGGAAACAUCCGAACUAUACAUCUUACAGGAGUCCUUUUAGAAUUUGUACCGCAACCCCAACCUUCAAGGAGUAUACGGAUGAUCAAGACGUUAAGCAUUCGAUCUUGGUGUCUUACGCUCCAUCCUGUAACCACUAUAGACCAUAUGGCUGGGGUCGCACAAGCUGCGAGCUUCCUACUACACUGAACACCACUACGAACAGCUCUGAUACCACUGCUCUCCGAAACAGGGGUGAUGCUCGGCUCUGCCAACAGGUCCACCUCGCUGGCGACUUCGCGAUAUCUGGCACGGUGUUCAUCUCUUUGGGUGCUCUCCUCGCAAUAUUUAUGGUGAUUUUGGCGGCUUUCCAGAUGAUGUCUAGCACGAAGUCGCCCAAAGCUCCAGUCGUUGAUCCAAGUUCGUGCGAAACCAGACCAAAAACAGUUACUGACUACCCUGCACAACACCCCUCCGAAGAACCGACACAGUCCGGCAGAACGGGUCCUCUUAAAAGUGCGGUCUCAGUAGUCAAUUUGCUCACCAUUGUCUUCCUCCUUAUCGGUGCAGUAUUGGUUUUGAUUUCACAGUUUUAUGCGGUCAUGGGAUUCAUACAGUCUUCACCAAACAAUUCUGAUUUUGCUUCAAGUGCCUUUGGGACUGGUCAAGCGGAAGACAGCAAUGCCAAUGGAUUUCAUGGGCCCUGGUAUCAGGGCAUGGGCUUGAGCGUUUACAUGACAUGCGCUUGGGCAUUUGCUGCUGCAACAGCCACCAUGGCGGCAAGGACUUGGGAUAUACCUGAUUGGACGAUAUUGGAGUAG
Molecule: messenger RNA, 939 nt
Organism: Exophiala bonariae
Lineage: Eukaryota; Fungi; Ascomycota; Eurotiomycetes; Chaetothyriales; Herpotrichiellaceae
Exons: 1
Coding region: 1-939 (312 amino acids)
Source: RefSeq, a predicted model, not a curated record